Molecule: messenger RNA, 3551 nt
Organism: Molossus molossus (Pallas's mastiff bat)
Lineage: Eukaryota; Metazoa; Chordata; Mammalia; Chiroptera; Molossidae
Gene: STON1
Product: stonin 1
Exons: 4
Coding region: 83-2290 (735 amino acids)
Biological process (GO): synaptic vesicle endocytosis; regulation of endocytosis; clathrin-dependent endocytosis
Cellular component (GO): synaptic vesicle; AP-2 adaptor complex
Molecular function (GO): clathrin-cargo adaptor activity
Source: RefSeq, a predicted model, not a curated record
CGGCGGCCGGAGUCGGAGCCCCAGCUGCGCUGUCCAGGCAACACGUUUGACUCAUUGACAACAUCACAAUCUGAUUUCGAAGAUGUGUUCUACAAACCCAGGCAACUGGGUCACAUUUGAUGAUGACCCUGCAUUUCAGUCUUCUCAAAAGUCAAAGAAUUUUCCUCGGGAGAAUCAAGGCAUCUGUAGGCCAAAUGGACUUAAGCUGAACCUUUCCGGUCCUAAGGAAUUACCCAGUGGGUCUUCCUCCACCAGUAGUACCCCUCUCCCCUCUCCCAUCAUAGACUUCUACUUCAGUCCAGGACCUCCAAGUAAUUCUCCUCUUUCUACACCUACCAAAGACUUCCCAGGAAUUCCUGGCAUCCCCAAAGCAGGGACUCACAUGCUUUAUCCUAUUCCAGAAUUAUCUUCAAACAGUCCACUCACAACUCCUGGAGCAGAUUCUUCUGUAUCGCCUACUAAACCAACAUGUUUAUCCCAUGCUUCCUUACCCAGUGACACCUCAUGUACACUUCCAGCUCCCAAAGUGGACCUUCCAGAUGGAGUUAGUUCUCCGCAGGCUGAAAGCCCAGGUCUCCAAAGCGAUGCUCUCCAGUUUCAGUAUUUUCAGGAGGACUGUGCCUUUUCAAGUCCAUUUUGGAAAGAAGAAGGAAGUGCUUCCCAGUUCACCUUUGACCCUGCAGGAAGUAGAAAGGGGUUCCCAUCAAGAGACAAAGAAAUGCCAAUUGAUCAAAAAAGCUUAAAUCAGUGUUCACUCAACUACAUCUGUAAGAAGCUUGAACAUCUCCAAUCAGCUGAGAACCAAGACUCAUUUGGAAAUUUGUCGAUGCAAUGUCUGUAUGCUGAAGAUACAGCCUCUUCCUUUGUCCCCCACACGCUUUUCAGGAGUCAGCCCAAACCUGGAUGGUCUUUCAUGCUGAGAAUUCCUGAGAAGAAGAACAUGAUGUCUUCCCGUCAGUGGGGACCCAUUUUUUUAAAAGUCUUACCUGGAGGGAUUUUACAAAUGUAUUAUGAGAAGGGGUUAGAAAAACCAUUUAAAGAGUUGCAGCUUGAUCCACAGUGCAGGCUUUCUGAACCCAAACUUGAGAACUUCAGUGUGGCGGGAAAAAUCCAUACUGUGAAGAUUGAACACGUGUCUUACACAGAAAAAAGAAAAUACCAUUCUAAGACAGAAGUCGUUCAUGAGCCAGACAUAGAACAGAUGCUCAAGUUGGGGUCCACAGAGUACCGCGACUUCCUCGACUUUCUGACUACGGUGGAGGAGGAGCUGCUGAAGCUGCCAGCGGCUUCAAAACCAAAAAAGAAUUAUGAGGAACAAGAAAUUUCCCUUGAAAUUGUGGACAACUUUUGGGGUAAAAUCACUAAAGAAGAAGGAAGGUUGGUUGAAAGUGCUGUGGUAACGCAGGUGUGUUGCCUCUGCUUUGUGAACGGGAGUGCGGAGUGCUUCUUGACACUGAACGAUCUUGAGCUGCAGAAGCGAAAUGAACACUACUUUGAAACAGACCCAGAGAAGAAGGGGAUUGAUAUUCUUGAAUAUCAUUUUCAUAAGUGUGUGAAAGCACAAGAAUUUGAGCGAUCAAGAAUCAUUAAGUUUUUGCCUCUGGAUGCCUGCCGGUUUGAGCUGAUGCGUUUCAAGACUCUGUAUAAUGGGGAAGAUCUUCCCUUUUCCCUGAAGUCCAUGGUGGUUGUCCAGGGGGCCUAUGUGGAGCUUCAGGCCUUUGUCAACAUGGCCCCAUUGCUUCAGAGGUCAUCCCAUGCCAGUUCCUUGCGGUCCUGUGACAACAUAAUGAUACACUUUCCCGUCCCAUCGCAGUGGAUCAAGGCUCUCUGGACCAUGAACCUUCAGAGGCAGAAGUCCCUGAAAGCCAAAAUGAACCGUCGGGCAUGUCUGGGGAGUUUGCAUGAACCUGAAUCUGAACCUGUCAUACAGGUCACUGUGGGGUCAGCGAAAUAUGAGAGUGCCUACCGAGCCGUGGUAUGGAAGAUAGACCGGCUUCCUGAUAAACAUUCAAGUCCCGAUCAUCCCCAUUGUUUGUCAUACAAACUAGAACUUGGAUCAGACCAAGAAAUUCCCUCUGAUUGGUACCCAUUUGCUACUGUUCAGUUUGGGAUGCUUGACACCUGUGCCUCAAGGACAGAGGUCAGGUCUUUGGGGGUGGAGAGUGAUGUUCAGCCACAGAAACACAUUCAUCAGCGAGCUUGCUACAACAUCCAGGUUGAAAUAGAAAAGAAGUGGAUUAAAAUCGAUGGAGAAGACCCAGAUAAAGCUGGUGACUGCAUAACUCAGUAGGAGUAGCAAGAGUUAAUGCUGACGACCCAUUUUCAAAUAUGUAAUUUAUAGAAACCACACACAGCUCUGCUACUGUGUAGUGGAAAUGACUUCUGAACAGAGGGCUUAGGACAGGUCCAGUGGCUGUGUUUUAGAGAAGUUUAGGCCUGAAACCAAACAAUCUAUAUUUGAUAUGUUUUUUUCCCCAGGAGUUUAAUCCAAAAUGUGUCUAUAAUUUACGUGAUGUUUCUGCUUCCUAUUGAAACUCAAAGGUGCUGUUAUUCAGUGUGUGACCCAACCGCCAGUUUGGCUAACGGGUUUUUGAUUUUUGAUUACUCACUGGCUUAUUAUUUUGUGCUUUGGACUUGUCAUAUUUAUUAUCCUCCAGUUUCUAUUUCUUCUUGCUAUGUUAGCACCUGUACUGAAGGGUGAGGCAAUCAAAAGAAACAUAGACCAAAUUACUUAAUUUUCCCACUUGCUUAUCUCUGAAAUGUGGCCAGGUAUAGUAUGAUGCUGACACCACAGGCUAAAAUGGAGUCGUGGACGAAUCUGUCCUCUUACCACAUUGCGAGUCAUCAUGGGCUGUAUUUGGUACCUGUCUUUCCUUCAUGGCAUUAUUGUUCUCCACAUGCAUUUGUAUUCUGGUGCGUGUUGCAAAGAAGCUAUUUCUGUUGAUAUACACAUUUUAGUACAAGUUACUAAGACCUAUUGCCUUUUGCUUGGAGAGAUUUCUUUUAAAAUGGAAUCCCAGUAUUGGGUACUCAUUAAAAUAUUUAUGUACAUUAAAGACGAAUGUUUAAAGUUCAUGAAUAUUCUUUCCCAAAAGUACAGACUCUGAGAAUGUAUUUUGAUAAAGUAUUAUUUGUGAUUAAUACAAGCCUCUCUUGAGUAGAAGUCUAACUCAUGAUUGUUUUAUGCCAGUUCUACUAAAUUUAGGGUAUUUUUCUUUAAAUGAAACACACUAGUUAUUUUCCCUAGAUUUUUGACAUUUCUGAUCGUCAGUCAGCUAAAUGUUUGAUUUCUAAUGAAAAGCCAGUAGCAUUAGUGGUUAUAAUUUGUUUAUAAUUUCCUUUCAGUGUUUAUAGUGAAAGGUCAGAUUCUAAAAUUUAUGAAAUCUAUAUUCUAGGUACUUUUUAGUCUGAAAAACAAAGUCCUUCAUUUGGUAUUAACACACCUUCAAUUUAUGUUGAGUCUACAAUAUGAUUAGGAGGUAUUUUUCUCUAUUUACUAGAUUUGUUUUGAGUCAAAACUGAUAUAAUAAUGUUCUUCCCAACAACAUUUA